Perkinsus marinus ATCC 50983 is the source of this 1509-nucleotide messenger RNA. RefSeq names its product fad oxidoreductase, putative. Gene Ontology annotation, biological process: tricarboxylic acid cycle. Bases 1 to 1509 code for a protein of 502 amino acids. Gene Ontology annotation, molecular function: L-malate dehydrogenase (quinone) activity; (S)-2-hydroxy-acid oxidase activity; (S)-2-hydroxyglutarate dehydrogenase activity. The transcript has 14 exons. Gene Ontology annotation, cellular component: cytoplasm. Lineage: Eukaryota; Perkinsozoa; Perkinsida; Perkinsidae. The record is from RefSeq and is a predicted model, not a curated record.
AUGCAGGAGCUCAUCAAAAGCACGUGUAAUGAACAGUUGGUCACUUGCCAUCACACUGCUCGUGGUUCCUACAGAUGCGACGUUGCUAUCGUGGGCGGUGGUAUCAGUGGCUGUUCGCUGGCUUGGGUCCUUACUCGGUUCACGGACAUAAACUCUGUCAUAGUGCUGGAAAGGCAUCAUAAUGUGGGGAGAGUGUGCAGCCAUGCAACGAGUAACUCGCAGACCAUGCACCGUGGCGAUAUCGAGACUAAUUACGAUUUGCAUAAGGCUCGUCGGGCCAACAGCCAAGCUGAGUUGCUACGGCGUUUCACUGUCAACGUCCUGGACGAGACGGAGAGGGAUAGCUGUAUUUUCAGGAUGUCGAAGCUGUGUCUUGGCAUCGGCGAAGAUGAGCAGGAGUUGCUCAGGCGACGGUAUGAGUCCUUCAAGGAGGAGUUCCCCUCAAUGCAGUUUACAGAGGACAAGGAGAUAUCACGGUUGGAGCCAGCAGUAGUGUUGGAGGACCUUCAGGGGUCGAAGUUCAGAGAGGAGCCUCUAGCGGCUCUAUUCUCAGAAAAUGAGUACGCUGCUGUGGACUAUGGUGAGCUCACACAGUCCUUCGUUCGCCACUCUCGACGGGAUGCCCUGAUACGUGGUAAAAAGAUAGAGUUCAUAACAUCAACAAAAGUUGGCUCUACCAUGGUAUCUGAUAACGGAGAUAUCAUCAUACGAUGCUCUAUGAACCAUGUUGAGGUUCGGGCCAGAUUCUGCAUCGUCUCAGCUGGCGGCUACUCGUUGCUGUUGGCGCACAUCCUUGGUCUUGCUAAGCAUCUGUCGUUACUUCCCAUAGCGGGUUCCUUCUUCUUCGCGGGCUCAUCAGGAGCUUAUCGCAGACUACUCAACGGCAAGGUGUACGCCGUCCAGGACCCUGCCUUGCCUUUUGCUGCUCCUCAUGCUGACCCCGAUAUUGCCCGACUCGGGCAUCCAACUCGGUUUGGUCCAACGGCAGCGUUCCACCCGAUGAUGGAGAGGUACCUUGUGGAGUCCCUACCGGACGCUCUGAAGACGAUGCAGUUGACGGACCCUGCAACGCUGGCUGCCAUAGCUGACAUCCUCGCAGACAGGCCACACUUGAUAGGAUAUGCUCUGGCACAGAUGACGUAUGAGGUCCCACUGCUUGGAGAGCAACAGUACGCCAUCAACGAAGCGGGGAGAUUGGUCCCGGCCAUUGCUCGAGGGACCAUCAGACUGACACCAGCGUAUGGGCUCGGAGGGGUCCGCCCACAGUUGCUGGACACUGAGAGGAAAGUUCUGCUGAUGGGAGCUGGCAAGAUAGUCGAUCCAGGAAUGCCCAGUAUGAUAUUCAACAUCACGCCCUCACCAGGAGCGACUGUCUGUUUAGCCAGCGCCUUGUCGGAUGCUCUAAGGGUUUGUGCUCAUCUUGGCGCAGAGUUUGACCAUGAGGGGGCGAUGGCCACGCUGGCCGUGGAUCUGUCCGAUCCCUGUAUUGCUGAGCUUGUCUUGGCCUGA